Molecule: messenger RNA, 1266 nt
Organism: Notodromas monacha
Lineage: Eukaryota; Metazoa; Arthropoda; Ostracoda; Podocopida; Cyprididae
Source: the annotation of a GenBank genome assembly
AUGUCCAAAGAUCCGGGUAGCAACAAAGUCAGCGAAACACCACCUGGAUAUGAUUCACCUCUUGCAGCUGCAAGGGGGGUCACCCAAUGCGCAAAAACAAGGAGCCACCCUCAGUCUCCAGGGCAAAGAGCCGCUGACGACAGGGUUGUGCUUUCUGUGUCGGCUUCUAGUGGGUUGUCCCGCGCUCUUGCUUCAGCGAGGAUCGAGCAUUUUCGACAGUAUCCGUUUACGGACGUCCGAAAACUCAGGGGUCAUGCCUACAUUCUCGAACAACGAUCGCUUCAGAAAAAAAUUCCUCCGUCGCAUGAUGCAGAAUGUUGUGACAAUAAUCUAGGAAUGAUCUCGCCUGAUUCAAGCGAGGUAAUCGACCUUCGUGCUGAUGGCUCUUCACCGCCGAUCAGUAACCAAUUGUCUAUCUCGCCCGUGUCGACGUUACAUUCUCCAGACCCUGCUGAUUACAAUCUUCUCCCCCCGGAUCUCUUCUCCGGAUUGAUGGAUCUUGCGGAUAUAUAUGCACCGGAUGAGCGAGUUGAUGUGAUCGUGUUGAAUUUUGGACCCGUGCCGAAUUCUUUCUGGGGAUAUCUCGUGCCAUCUUGCGAUGCUGAAAAAAAGGGAGCUUUUGAAGACGUUCUGACCUCCUUACCGCAAAUGAACGGGACCUGGCGUUUGGCGAAAAGCUUGAAAUUCGCCGAUCGGGUUAUGUGUCGCCAAGGCCCGAAUGAAAGGGUUUUCCGUGGAACUGUUAUAUCGAAGAAGAGUGAAUCCGUGGUAGUGUUUUCUGAAGAUUAUGGCUGCACAUUGGAGCUUAGUUCAGCAGCCACGGUCACCGAGAUCGACCCUUCGUAUUCGUUUCCUGCUUUGAUCUUGGCUUUCAUGGAAGUUCCGGACGUCUGGCUGUCAACGUUUCGGGAUGAAGCUUCUGCGUCAAAAAAACGUGGCGGAAAAAAUCCUCCCGACUUUUCUCCAGAGGCAACCGUGAAAGGUUCGAUUACUGCUAGUGGCGACGGGAUAUUUGUAGAUCUUGGGCCGCGAAAAGGAGAAACACGGUUUAGAGCAAUGCGAUGGGACGAGUGUGUUGAAGUCUCUUUAAAAUUCAACGAACUUGGUCGGCGGCGAAGGCUGUUACCUGGAGAUGUCAUCAGUGCUGCUGUUUCUUGCUACACUUUCCCGAACCCAUUUGUGUUCUGCUACGCGAUUGGAGAGGUGGGCAUGUGUGCGGACCUCACUGAUGCCCUGGUGGGAGCUGCAAAACUUUUUGAACAAAAU